Nothoprocta perdicaria is the source of this 1179-nucleotide messenger RNA. It is a transcript of the gene CLNK, whose product is annotated as cytokine dependent hematopoietic cell linker. Bases 1 to 1179 code for a protein of 392 amino acids. The transcript has 15 exons. Gene Ontology annotation, biological process: intracellular signal transduction; cell surface receptor protein tyrosine kinase signaling pathway. NCBI's taxonomy places the organism in Eukaryota, Metazoa, Chordata, Aves, Tinamiformes, Tinamidae. The record is from RefSeq and is a predicted model, not a curated record.
AUGUGUCUGCCCAAAGGAAGCCAGCAGAGUAGUGAUUUGACAAGAAAGAGGACCAAUGAGCCAAAAUCUUCCUCCAAAAUAUCUCAUGAGCAGGAAGGGGAUUAUGAGACUGUGAGUAGCUCCACCCUGGAGGCUAUCCAUGCUUUGAGAAUUCUUCCUGCCAAACCCCUGCAAGAAUCUGAAUAUGCAGACAGACGUUGUGUGAAUUCUUCAGGUACCACUUCCUACAUGACUAACCAGCACACAUACUCUCAGUCACCUCCUCAGUAUCUGAAUAAAAACGUGACUGUUCUAGAGCGGAGGAACGUGCCAAAUGCUAAAGGACAAAGAAUGAACAUAAGUGAAUGCCAGAAUCCUGUGCCUCCCCCACGGCCUCUAAAGACAUUGCCAAAGCAAUAUCAGCCACUUCCUCCAGAACCGAAGAUAAGCAGCCAGCCCUCUCACACAAGGAAGGAGUUCAGCCAAGCUCAUACUUUUCCAGUAUCAGCAAAACGCACCAGACAUCUAUCUGUUAAGGAAGGCAAUGAAGCACCUAGAGGAGGACAAGUGAGAGAAUCAGGGAAACAACCUGAAUUAAGUUUCCAAACAGAGAAUUCCACACCAACAUAUCAUUCUGAAGACAGUCUUCCAAGCACACGGAGUUCUAAGGAUGUUUGCAGCUCAGGGUCCGUGUUAAAUAUAGAGAACUUGUCAGUUAAGAGAUCACCAUCUGCUACACUGCUCCUACCACAUGACAAUAAAUCCAAACAUUCACUUGUAAAACGAGAGAUGGAAUCUCUUGUGCAGCCCAUUGAAAAGGAUUUGAAUAAAUAUGAAUGGUACAUUGGAGAAUAUGAUCGCCAUGAAGCAGAGGCAGCACUGUUACAGGAAAACACGGAUGAGACAUUCUUGGUCAGAGAUUGUUCAAAGAAGUCAAGCGCUGAGCCAUAUGUUUUGGUUGUCUAUUAUGGAAAAAAGGUAUACAACAUUAAAGUACGUUUUCUGGAGGAGAGCCAGCAGUAUGCACUGGGAACAGGGCUCAGAGGAGAUGACAAAUUUAAUUCUGUGAAAGAAAUCAUUGACUUCUACAAAUAUGUUCCCAUCACACUUAUUGAUGGAAAGGACAAAUCAGGAAACCAGAGAGAGCAGUGCUACCUCACAAACCCCUUCACCUUGCGCAAAAAAAGCUUUCUGCCCUAA